Molecule: messenger RNA, 1475 nt
Organism: Cladocopium goreaui
Lineage: Eukaryota; Dinophyceae; Suessiales; Symbiodiniaceae
Source: the annotation of a GenBank genome assembly
AUGCUGGGUCGAAGAUAUCCCUUUGACCCUCCCUUGACUCUGACGGGUGCCAAACAAGCGAAGUCUGUGGCUAAGGAGCUCUUUGCCAAGUACGGCGAUUUUUCCGUGGUGGUCUCAUCACCCUUCAUCAGGUGCAUCGAAACUGCGGUGGAGAUUUGCCGUGUUUUCAAUUGUGGCUUAUGCAUCGAUCGACAACUCGGUGAGGUCUUCUCCCCUGCCUACUUCGGCCCUUGGGACUUGCCGGGUCCCAAAAUGCGCAGCCCUGAAGAGAUUUGCGCAUACGUGCCCAACGAUGUGAGGAUUGUUGGGGUGGGCGAUGACGAAGGGUCCAAGAGCAACGCGGAAGGCUUCAUAGGCACCACCCCCCAGUGGCCGGAGAAGAAUGGCAAACUGCGGCUGGCGAUCCGCGUGGAACAGCUGUCUGAGAAGGCAGGAAAGUUGGGCGGUGCCAAUUUGGUCUUGGUGACGCAUGGUGAUUGCGUGGCAGGAUGUUUGGCCCUCGCCAGCACCAAGGCCGAGCUGACAGCCCCGGUGGUGUCCAAGGGGCCGUAUUGUGGCUUUGUGGUUCUGGAACGCCCAUUCCAAGCAGAUGAGCCGCCCAAGAGCCUGUUGGAUCCCGCUGCUGGUUGGAAUGUAUACAACGGCCACAACGAGGUGCUCUACCGAAACUCGCAGCAACUUUCCACCUGGAGCCCGGUGACGGAGAAGAAGGCAGCGCAACUGCAGAGCUUGGCCAAAGACUUGGCAAAGCGAAACCAGACACAGGCGGUCGAAAUAGAGGAGGAGACCACAGAGAGCCCGCGACGGCGACAAAAGCGGCAAACCACCUUGAUAUUGGAAAACGAGUUGUCGGACUUCGCCUUCAAGAGCUGCUCCCUGACUUACCACCAGAGCGUUGUAUCUCAGAUGACUGAUGUGAAGGAUGAGGCUCAGACGAAGAUCAGUGAACUGCGGCUUAGCUCCGAAGGCAUUUCUCCCCAGCUGCAGCGUUGGAGCUGCCAGGCCAAGAUCUUGGUGAUGCAGCCCCGGAGAAUUGCCGCCACCACCCUGGCAGAACGCAUCGCAGUCGAAAGAUGCCAGCGCUUGGGCGUGGACGUGGGAUACCAGGUGCCCAGUGCCUCGCAGUCGGAGAACGCCCGGUUGGUUUUUUGCACCCUGGGGGUGUUUCGGAGGAGGCUGCUCCUUGACCCAGAUUUGGUGGGUGUGACCCACAUCAUUUUUGACGAGGUUCAUGAGCGAGACAAGUUGGCGGACUUCAACAUGAUUGUAGUCAGGGACUUGCUGGCACGACGGAGUGACCUUAGGUUGGUGCUGAUGAGCGCCACACUGCAGAUGGACACCUUUGAGCGCUACUUCGAAGGUGCAGCCAAGGUGAAGAUUCCGGGCCGCGUGUACCCAGUGAACGAGCUGUACUUGGACGAAGUUGCUGCCACCCUCUACAAGCAACAGCAAAAGAUGUUCCAGCUGUGGCUCGG